Monascus purpureus is the source of this 3747-nucleotide messenger RNA. The record is from the annotation of a GenBank genome assembly. Lineage: Eukaryota; Fungi; Ascomycota; Eurotiomycetes; Eurotiales; Aspergillaceae.
CUCGAUGCUGUACAGAAUCUUUUUCUCGCCUCAGAUGUUUAGUGACUAUCUUUUGCAAACUCCAUCAUUGUGAACAGCCCAUUCAUUUCUUUCGCCAAGCCUCUUUGUCGGCCCUGGGGUCCUAAUUGGCCCUUCGGAGAACCUUCUCACACUUUUCGAUUGCAUAUUCUCUGACGUAUUCUAACCAUGCGCCAGUUCGUAUCCUUCGCCUUGACCCUUCUUGCGGCUAGCACUGUAACUUCCGCAUCGGAUGCAAAAGGUGAUACAGUGUCUGAUGUUGUCUCGCUCACAAAAGACACGUUUGAGGAUUUCAUGAAAGAACAUGACUUGGUCUUGGCCGAAUUCUUUGCCCCAUGGUGCGGUCAUUGCAAGGCGCUGGCUCCAAAAUAUGAGGAAGCUGCCACAGAGCUUAAGUCUAAGAAUAUCCCACUUGUCAAAGUGGACUGCACCGCGGAAGAAGAGUUAUGUAGGGAUUACCGGAUAGAAGGCUAUCCAACUCUCAAGAUCUUCCGAGGUCCCGACUCAGUCAAGCCUUAUCUUGGAGCUCGACAGUCAGAGGCGCUCGUUUCAUACAUGGUCAAGCAGUCUCUCCCAGCCGUGUCUACUGUAAACCCAGAGAAUCUGGAAGAGUUCAAGACGAUGGAUAAGAUUGUCAUCAUUGGUUACAUUAGCUCCGACGAUAAGGCGGCAAAUGAAACCUUUACGUCCUUCGCCGAGUCCCAGAGAGACAACUAUCUUUUCGCCGCAACCAACGACCCAGCGCUCGCCAAGGCAGAAGAUAUCUCGCAGCCCUCUAUUGUACUCUACAAAGAUUUUGACGAAAAGAAAGCCGUGUAUGAUGGUGAACUUGACAAAGAUGCCAUUCUAGGCUGGGUGAAGACAGCAAGCACACCUCUUGUCGGCGAAAUUGACCCAGAAACUUACUCAGAGUAUAUCACUGCUAGUAUCCCGUUGGCAUACAUAUUCGCAGAGACUAAGGAAGAACGCGAGAAGCUCGCAGAGGAAUUCAGGCCUAUAGCAGAGAAGCAUAGGGGAGCCAUUAACAUUGCUACGAUCGAUGCUAGUAUCUUCGGACCUCAUGCUGGAAAUCUCAACUUGGAUCCGCAAAACUUCCCUGCCUUCGCCAUUCAAGAGACGACAAGGAAUGCCAAGUAUCCAUACGACCAGUCCAAGGAAAUUAACGCCGAAGAUGUCGGUCAGUUUAUUGAAGAUGUUCUCAACGGCAAGGUCGAACCCAGCAUCAAAUCCGAACCUAUUCCCGAGACGCAGGAGGGGCCAGUGACUGUUGUCGUCGCUCAUUCCUACAAGGAACUUGUCAUUGACAAUGACAAGGAUGUCCUCCUUGAGUUCUAUGCACCAUGGUGUGGACAUUGCAAGGCUCUUGCCCCCAAAUACGAGGAACUUGCCAGCCUGUACGCUGAUGUCCCAGCCUUGGCAUCGAAAGUGACAGUUGCCAAAAUCGACGCAACGACCAACGAUGUGCCAGAUUCGAUCCAAGGUUUCCCUACCAUCAAGCUUUUCCCCGCCGGCUCUAAGGAUUCCCCUGUCGAAUAUUCUGGUCCUCGAUCAGUGGAGGAUCUUGCCAAUUUCGUUAAAGAGCAGGGAACGCACAAGGUCGAUGCUUUUGCUGCCGGAGAUGAGAAAGCUGAGGAGGAAGCAGAUGCCACUUUAACCGUAUCUAUCUCAUCUAAGGCGACUUCUGAGAGUGCUGCCCCCACAGAGUCUGAGAAGGCGGAUCAUGAUGAACUGUAAGCCUGUGGAUUUGCUUUAUGAGAUUGACUUUUCAUAUAUCACCAUGUAUUCUGCCUAUGCCUACAUGGGCUUGUCUUAUUCUAAUGAUGGUAAAUUUGCAUGUUUUUAGUUCUUUGAAGGGAUACAUAAAUGGCAUCGUAGCACAGUAUUUGGGUCAUAACAAUUUGCAAUUCCCUCUGACUGGGGUCUGAAUAUAUACCGUACAGCAUAUUACCGUCGUGUUUACAGACAUUUGGCAUCGAGGACGGAUGCUGUAGAUAGUUAAUAAGCAUUUUAUGGAUGGCUAAAGCGUGCGCAUAUUUUCUUCGGACCUCCGAAAAUGCUUCGAAGCAGCACUCGCAGUCGUCGAACCCCAUCGCAAAUGGAAGAAAUUAAUAGAACAGGAAGUGUAUAGUUGCAAUGGCAUCUAGGUCACAAUUCUUCUCGAAUAGAGUCAUAAUGUACUCCGUAUUCUGGGUGUCGUAUGUAGACAAGUAGUUCAUGGUUCUCCCAUCCGAAGCUAUAACACGGAGGAGGGAAGACGGGGGUUGUCAAUAUCAUUAAUUUGCAUAUUCCUGGCUUAUUUUGUCUCAAUUUCAACUUUAGACCCCUUCUCUUCAGCCUUUUCUGUUGCAGCAAAGGCUUCCAGGACAUCGAUAUCAUCACCUUCAAAUUCAUCAACAGCUGUCUUAGCGGCUUUGGCUGCAUCAAGUUUCUGCUCCUUACGUUGAACAGUAGGAGUGUCCGAUGAAGAUGGAUUCUUUUCAAUCGGCAGGGCGUUCUUGCUCGCUGGCGACAAGCUCCAAUCAAUGAUCUCUCCAGCCCCGUAUCGUUCAGAGAGCCAGUCAUUGCAUUUUUUGAAAUGACCGCAGGUAAACUAUAAGGCUUUGUCAGCAAGCACCGAAAAUAAACGUAGCAAAUAGGAUAUUUCCCAUAUUGGCGGAAAGGCAAACGUCGACUUACAAAGCCCCUAGAUGCACUGAGUGGGCUAGGAUGAACAGACUGCAAAACACAGUGCUUUUCCUUAUUGAUGCCCGAGACACGUUUCCCCGCAGGCGUACCCCAUGCAAGAAAGACUACGCCGUUUCUUCGAACUCUAGCCACGAUAUCGAUAGCUUUCUGGGUGUUGAGCAAAAGAACCCCACGUUCAGCCCAUGGUGUUAGAAGUCCGCCUUUGUUUGGAGGCGCCUGGAAAUACGGAUAAUCGUUCUUAAUCCCCUUGUAGAUGUUUACGAGAGAAGGAGGAGCGGGAGUGGGUGGUCGGACAGAGAAUGCAAGACCGUGGGCCUGGUUGUGAUUGUGGUAUGGAUCUUGGCCAACGAUCACAACCUUCACCUUGUGUAGGGGCGUAUGUCGAGACCUGGGGAAAGUCAACAAGAUAACCUCAGACAUUUAUUAUGCGCACAUACUCCGCAGAAUAACUUAGUAGGUAGGGGUCACGGACCAAGAAUAGAUCUCAUUCUCAGGGGGGAAUAUCUUGACUCCUGAUUUUUUCUCUUGCUUAAGAAAGCGCUUCAGUGCGAGAAAUUCGGGCGUCGUGACUUCGUCCUUGAGCUGGGCCAGCCAGCUCUCAUCCAAGGUAUCGAUUUCUAGCUGAAGUAGAUCCUUUUGCUCCGGAGUCAACGAUGCCACCCAUUUCUCUUUGUUAAAGGUGGAACUCGAAGAUGACAUUGCUCGAUUUGAGUCGCCAUUUUUGGGCUUUGGGGCGCCAAAGAAAGAGGUUAUGCUCGAAUUAGUUUUGGACUUUUUUGAAUUGACUGCUGUAGCAGACAGAUGGUUGGCGUUUCGUUUAAGGCUCGUAGACGUGGCCAUGGCGAGAAGCAAUUAAGACGAACGCGUUAACUGGCAGUAUAUUGGAGUAGGAGGUAUGCAAGCUGUGACGGGGAGCAAGAACAGAAAUGGGAAGAAGAUAAUCAAAACCGGAGUCUUUGACGGUUUUCAUACUAUUGUGUAUGGGCAUAAUAUAUUGCUAUUAACGGGGAUAUGAGAUCGUCAAUAUACCGCGUCGCUGUCGCG